This is a messenger RNA of Python bivittatus (Burmese python), 1239 nucleotides long. The record is from RefSeq and is a predicted model, not a curated record. NCBI's taxonomy places the organism in Eukaryota, Metazoa, Chordata, Lepidosauria, Squamata, Pythonidae.
UUUGUUUCAGGUGGUGUCAGUGCUGCAGUAGGUUAUCCAUUGGAUACAGUAAAGGUGAGAAUUCAGACAGAAGCACACUAUCGUGGAAUAUGGCACUGCAUCACAGAUACAUACAGAACCGAAAGGGUGCCAGGUUUCUUCAGAGGCGUUUCAAUGACAGUUGUAAUGGCAUCACUGAUUUCAUCAUUUUCAUUUGGGAUCUACAAAAACUUCCUUUAUGGUAUCUGUAGACUACGAUAUGGCUCUGCAGACAGAAAACCAUCAAAAGCGGAUAUAUCUUUUGCAGGUUGUGUUACUGGUGCUGUCCGGGUUGUGCUAAUAUCACCUGCAGAAAUAGCCAAAGUAAGAUUACAGAUCCAGAAAGAUCCACAUGGCUUGAUAACAUCAUCUCAUCCUCUUGACUCCAGGCCUAAGUAUCAAGGUUCCUUACAUUGUUUGAGGACAAUAGUGAAAGAAGAAGGCUUUGCAGGUCUCUACAAAGGAUCUUUGGCUCUGCUGGGCAGGGAUUGUCAUUCAUGCGCAGCCUAUUUCCUUACCUACUCUGUCCUAUGUGACUGGCUUACUCCAGCUGGUAAAAACAAACCAGACCUGUGGGCUGUGCUUCUUUCUGGAGGCUGUGCUGGUGUUCUGGCCUGGGGCACAGCAACCCCAAUGGAUGUCAUUAAAGCCCGGAUGCAAGCAGAUGGUGAUGGACAGCGUAAAUAUACUGGACUAAUACACUGUGCCAGAGACAGCAUAAGGGAAGAAGGAAUAAGAGUUCUUUUCAAAGGCCUUGGACUAAACUCACUUCGUGCAUUUCCUACAAACAUGAUGAUAUUCUUAACUUAUGAAGCUGUUCUUAGGUUUGGGGAGCAUUUGCGGAAGUGAAAAUUUUAUUUCAGCCUCAUUCUGUAAGUGUUUGCUUAUUUUUUGAAGUCAAUUUAUUUAAAUACUUCGUCUUCAGACAACUCUUGUGAUGAUAAAUUAGCUUUGCGUUUGCAAAUUUCAGAAUUGGAUAUAUGCAUUAAAGCUUUAUCAUGCUCUCAAAAACUUUUUUUCGUUGUGUUUGUGCAGCCUGAGGGAAUGCUUUUGUUUGUUUUUAUGAACCAUAGUUACAAAUAACUAUGGUUAGGAUGUGGUUCAUGUUGCUAGAAUGUGUUACAUUUAACACAGAAACAAAAGCUGAUGAUCUUCUUUUAGGAGCUGAAGAUCUGCUGUAGCUCAUUCUUUUAAUCGAAACAGGGUCAGUACUGUAUAUCA